UGAAUCCCCACCCAUUCUUGUUCUCAACACUUUUCAAGUUGUGACAUCUCCAGGUUCUUUUUUUUCUUCUUCUUUCCUCUGUCACCUCUCUGUUAGGAAUGGAUAGACAUGCAUUACCAACCCUCCAGAUGAUUUAGCUGUAACUGACAGUUUCAAGUGGUUGAAGCUCUGCCAUUUUAAGAACAGAUGAUCCGAGGACCAAGCAUCAUGGAAUCCAAUCUGUCGAUGCUCUCAUCCUUGAAAGAGGAAUCCAGCCCUGAGGAUUUCAUCCUGCCUCAUUAUAAGGAAGCAUAUCGGUUAGCUAUCGACUGUCUGGUCAAUGGUGGCAAACAAGUAUACCAGGAGUUCAUCCAAGCCGAGAAGGUCGUAAACUUCCUUUCCGAGGAUGAGAUUGAAUUUAUAUGGCAGAACACAGUACAGCUACCUGUCAAUGAAGAUGAAGAGGAUUUGGAUGAUCCCAGGAACAAGGAAGCCUCCACGGGGACGUACUGGCCCACUCAUUCCGAGGCUCCUGCUCCAGACUUGGAUCUCGGUUGGCCAGAGGUCAUGCUGAACAGACUCCAGACCAACAUAGACCUGCUUUAUCAUCCACCCAGGUUAAACAGCCCCACCAUCAAGGAAGUACUGAGAAAAAGUAUCCAGGAUGCUAGACAGGUCGUCGCAAUCGCCAUGGAUGUGUUUACUGACGUCGACAUUUUUAAAGAAGUGGUCGACGCAUCUAUCCGAGGUGUUCCUGUGUAUAUUCUUAUGGAUCACGCUCAUUUCAGAAGCUUUCUGACAAUGACUGCUAGCCUUGACAUCCAAAUUCAGAAACUCAGGAACAUGAGGGUACGCACAGUGCAAGGUCAGGAGUAUGUUUGCAAAUCAGGAGCCAAAUUCCAUGGUGCCAUGGGACAGAAAUUUCUCUUAAUCGAUUGCCAAAAAGUGUUUUUUGGAUCAUACAGUCUCAUGUGGUCCUGUGAAAAGAUCCACCUGAAUAUGGUUCAAGUCAUAACAGGCGGGUUAGUGGAGUCUUACGACGAGGAGUUCCGGACCCUUUACGCCCGUUCCAACGUUCCAGUUGAGUUCCAGUUACAGGACGUCUAUCUUGACAGACGGCUGAAUGGGAAACUUGAGAAUUUCCUUGGCCACCCGAUCAGACAAUUUGAAAGGAAGGAUCAUUUGAGGCAUACACUUGACUCUGUGUAUCGACAAACCUGUGAAAGACAAGCAGGCUUCAGGAGCACGAUGGAAGAUCUACCGAUCCCACACCAUAGCAGAUUUCUUCAAGAUACACUGGAGUACAACAAGCGACAUAGCUAUGCCGGGGAGCGACGUGAGCCUUCACUCAUUAAUCAGCAGCCUCGGUACGGCACCAGCAACUGGAAUGUAGCAGAAGAUGUUAGACGCUAUGGUGGAAACCACUCUACUGUUAUGGAGAACCCAUAUGAAAGCGCCAGAUUGAACUUCAUAAACAGGGGUGUUAAUGUGCGCCAGUCCUACCACGGCCAUGAUAAACAGGUUCUCUCAAUGCAGCAGAACUUGCCCAGUUUGGCAAAUACCUCCAAAUCUUUUCUACGCACAUGGAGGAUAGAAUCCUACCUCAAAAACAGUGAGGCACCUAUUGGAGAAUCGUAUGAUUAUCUUGACCAAUACGACAUGGAGAACAAACCUGUUCCUGCAUUGCCUUCACGUCUGAGGUCAUCGCUAGUCUUUAGGUCUGUCAUCCCAGAGGAUCCUGAACCCAGCAGUUACACAAGCGAUUCGUUGUCGUCUGCAUGGCGUGAGGAUCAGUUUGGAAUACAGCCCAGUGCACAGUACUAUUCCUCAACACAAUGGAACCAGACAGAUUUAAUGGACAAUCGAGGCCAACCUGAUGAUUUUAUGUUAACGAGACGGAGUACCCAGGGCCCAGACCACUCAGGAAGGGGCUUCAACUCAGGAAGAGAUAUUCUCUAUGCCAGUCUUGGCAGAGCCAAAAAUCGAUUUAAGGUUAAAGAGCCUGAACUCCCACAAGACAACUUGUACAAAAGGCACAGUGUAGCAGACCCCAGGCAUGGCACAUAUAACAGUAACCUUAAAGAAACCUCCAGCCACUUGUAUGGACAUUCAGUAAGAAGUCAAGCAGACAAGAAUCCAGUAGUUGAUCAUUCCAAAAGUGCAGCGUAUCCGCAAACCCUCAAAGAGGACCAGCGGUCUAUCUCACACUAUGACGUCAAAAAGGCUGAAAACGAUGAGCAGCGUUCUAUCUGGCAAGAACCUCCCUCGAGAACCGUCUCUGCGACCGUACUAGAGGUGGAAGACAAUAACCAGAACAAAUCUAACGCAAUAUCAUCGCCACGCUUCUUUAAAAACAGCACCAAGAAAAUCAAAUCACUCCUGAACAUUCCAGAGAAGCGCGACAGCUCACCGAAAAGAAAGCACAAUUCUAGUCUUAAAACAAGUGGCAGCUCUGACACCAUUAUUUCCGAGGACAACGGACAUAAACUAUCGCAGGAUGUGAGACAACAGAGCCCCACAGCCAUUUCCAUGAAAUCCACUGGCAGCGGCACGUUCAAAAAGACAAAUGGGCGGAUCUAUGGAAUUGAGAAUCCUGUUGCUGUCUUUACCGGGGAACCAUCCGCCCCUCGUUUUAACUCGGAGGAGCUCCACAGCAAUGGGCCCACGAGAGCAUCAGAUCGGCUGUAUUCCAACAGUCAGGACAAUAAAAGAAAUGUGGUUCAGGGGACCGCCGGUCAGUUGCAGCAAAGGCCGAUUGGAGUGAAUCGAGUGUACAGUCGUUUUGAACCUCUUUGUUCCUUCGAAAUGAAACAAACCUCUUCAGGACUGGGUACUGCUGAUUCCACAGAGAGACACAGAAGCUCCAUCUAUACCAGAGGCAGUACUUUACAAGACCAAAGCAACCAUAUAGCUCAGCAUAGGCAUAGCAAUGAGAAUAAAUUGGGGCGUUUUAUACAGAGGAAAUUUGGAAAUUUAAUAAACAAGAAUAAAUAACUCAAGCUGUUUGUGUGUAUACGGUGGCGCAGGGAAAUGGGAAAUUUUGGAAUCCUGGGAAAUCAGAGAUUGUUUGGAACCGGUGUGAGCUUGUUUAUAAACCAUUAGUGUUAGUUCUAAUGGAGCGGUGGAGUGGUGCACAACGAGCGCUUGCUGUUAAAGCUUUUAUAAGAACGGUGAUAGUGUGAAAAAAAACAGGUUCAACUUUAAAACAGAGGUCUGAACCUUCUGCACACCCGAGGAUAUCGAGGCUGUUCGAGCUGCCGGUCGACAUCACGCAUGACGUCCUGACCGGUAAUGAUAUGGAAAUUCCCUUUCGCUCUCAAUAUCAUCAUUCUUAUUAAAGGUUUUACAGUGAACUUUAGUCAUGCGCCAAUCCACUGCUCCAUUAUAAUUAACGAUAAGGGAUUUGGAACGAGCUCACACCGGUACGAAAUAAACGCCGACACCCUACCAGAGUCGCCAACUCCUAGUUCCAAAAAUGUUCCUGCACCGCUCUGCACCACCCUGCACCAUCCUGUAUCAAACAUAAAUAAGGAACAAGCUUUUUUUAAUUGGCACUUCAGACGUCAUUUGAAGCAUGGAGAGGAAAAAACCCUUUAUCUGAUUUGUCUGCUACAUUAUUGCUUGGGGGAAAAAUCCUGAUAACUUGAAGAAGAAAAUAACAAACACUAUACAUCAAAUUCUCAUUGGUAUAAUUAAAAAUGUGUGCAAUAUGUUAAUUAGACUAUUAGUGUUGCUGCAUUGGGAUUAAAACUUGCAUCGUGUGCACCAUAUGAUUCUGCACUGCCCUUUGGUUUUGGGUGAUUCUCAGGUACAUCCCUCAAGAGAAUCCAGAACCCAGUAUUUAUAUCAUGGCAAAUUAAUUUAUGCCAAUGCACAAUAUUACUUCUCAAUGGAAUGAAACCCGGUAAGAAUGUUAUUGAGUGUGUUUUUAUUCUGUUUGUAUUAAACACACCACAUGUACAGGUUCAGGACACAUGUACAUUCAGGAAACUAUAAAUAUUUACUUCGAGCACAUCUGUUGAUUUUAAUGUUUUUACCUGCAUUGUUUACAUUUUUAAUUAAAGGUGUUAUUUUUAAGCA
This is a messenger RNA of Silurus meridionalis, 4059 nucleotides long. It is a transcript of the gene sack1b, whose product is annotated as family with sequence similarity 83 member B. Lineage: Eukaryota; Metazoa; Chordata; Actinopteri; Siluriformes; Siluridae. The transcript is spliced from 5 exons. Gene Ontology annotation, biological process: epidermal growth factor receptor signaling pathway. Bases 187 to 2973 code for a protein of 928 amino acids. Gene Ontology annotation, cellular component: cytoplasm; membrane. The record is from RefSeq and is a predicted model, not a curated record.